Drosophila ficusphila is the source of this 610-nucleotide messenger RNA. RefSeq lists its product as uncharacterized. Lineage: Eukaryota; Metazoa; Arthropoda; Insecta; Diptera; Drosophilidae. The transcript has 4 exons. The record is from RefSeq and is a predicted model, not a curated record. The coding region runs from base 57 to 488 and encodes 143 amino acids.
CCAGUUCAGUUGUGAAAUUGUCCUCAAGCUGCAAGGUUCUUCAUAGGGUCUGGAAAAUGUUGAAGUUGGACACCAAAGGGGGCAUCAUCUGCACAGGCAUCUUGUCCAUAGCCUUUGCCAUAACAUACUUGGCUUUGAUGGAUGACUAUUUUUGGAGGAAUGGCCUUUACGAACUGGGGAUACACAUUUCUGCCUUGCAUAUAUUAUGCAGCUUGUGCCUUCUGAUAGGAGUUUAUAAGCAUAAAUACAAACUCUUUGUGCCAUGGAUGAUUUCCACUGGAUUCUUUAUGUAUCUCAUGGUUUAUGUGGGCAUUGUUGUGUUAACCAAUGCCGGAGCGUGGAUCUUCGUUCCCAUUAUGGUGGUUCCUUUUACCGCUUACCUCGGGUGCGCUUUGUACUCCGUGCAAAAGGCUUUCGACAGGAUGCGGAAGGAAGAGCCACCAUCCUAUUCCGAUCUGUCCAAAAAGGAAUUUAUCAAUCAUAUAUAGGCUUUUGUGCGUGUUUUCCUAACAAAAGAUUAUAAAAAGAACACUGGUUUUAGAAAAGCAGUUGUUGAUAAGAUUAGUAAAAAAUAAAAGCUUUUUAAUCAUUAAUCGGGCACAAACUUAAA